UUAACACGUGAGCAGGAAAGUUAGUCACAUUGUCGAGUGUGUGCAACUGCUUGAAGAAUAAAAAGAACAAAUACAUCAAUCAAUUGUAUUGAAACAAUUUUUUCUUCAAGUGCUCAGUGUCAUCGUGUCUCGUAUCAAGUCAUUAUUAGGCAGGUACGAAGCGAUCGAGACUCGUUGCCAAAUUCACUGCCUAUAUACUAUACUCUCGUCUACUGUUUUGUAUGUGUGAUCCAGUCAUUUGGAUAUUCUGAUAUUUAAUUGUGAUGGAGGAAGCAGUUUGCAUCAAUGAUUAUGAUCAAGGUUGUGCGAGUGGUGGAAACGGUGAUUUUCAGACUGAUCAGCUAAACAACAUGGACUUGAACCUGGAUAGAUUUGAUAGCUCGUUCUUGGAGCUUGAUGAGGAAGACCUGUCUGAGAUUCACCGCAUGGUUGAUGAGUGGGAACUAAAUUUCGGUGCAUUAGAGAGCUCUGAUGGUGAGGAACUGGUGAGACUUAUUCAAAUAGACAAUCCCAGUCAAUUGGGUUGGUCUCAUUAUCCUGGUGCCGUUGGGUCCAGCCACAGCAACAACAGCAAUGCAGAUUGGAGCAACAGUAUAGAUUGGAGCAGCAAUGUGGAUGAGCUCCACGACCGUUUGCCAUCCUAUUAUACGGCAUUGGCAUCGUCUCGAUCAGCUCCGUGGAUGCCUCCCGCUUCGCAGCUAGUCUUUAAUAAGUUGCCGGCCUACAUCACGGACAUGGCCCCGCUCGAUGCAGCAACGACGAGCGACAGCGCUUGUGGGUCUGUAGGUCAACCAGGUAAAAAGAAACUCAACUUGGCCGAGUACCGAACGCGCCGCGAGAAACAAUUGCAGCAAAUGCAAGAAGAAGAAGAGCAACAACAGCAACAACAACAGCAGAUAAAACAGGAACAGGAAGAACAAGAUCAACAAAUCCUCCAACAACAGGAAGCCAAUGAGCAAAAAGAUGAAAAGAUUCGGGUCAAGGCCGAUCAAAUCGAUAAACAGCAAUGUUAUGUGAAACCGCAUCAAGCCAAAGAAUCUGCGCUGGUCAAAGAUGAACCGGAAGAAGGAGAAGUGGAGGAAGAAGAGGUGAAAGAGAAACACAAGAAACAACAACAACCAGAAGUUGCCUCAGUCAAGUCACGAAGGAUCAGGUCGUCCCGCUCGCCGACCCGCUCCUACUCAUCACAGUCGUCGUCCAGCAGACGAUGCCGCUCCAGUUCGGCGUCGUCUUACUCUAGCCGUUCGAGAUCGCGUUCUCCGUCACACCGUCGCGGCCGGAGAAGAAGGCGAUCGUCUUCCAAUUCUUCGUCGUCGUCUUCUUCGUGGAACCGCAAAAUCCGACACACCAGCAGUCGGAGACGGACGGGGCGAAGACGACGGACGCCGACGCCUCCGCCGCGAUUAAGUAGCAGCCGUGGGGGUUACGGCGAUCGGAGCCACCGAGAGAGGCGCCAGCAACACCAACAACAAUCAGAGCGUCAACGACAGAUUGAGGAGCGGCGCGUGAUUUACGUGGGGAAAUUGGCCGACGGCACCACACGGUCGGAUCUCCGCCAACGGUUCGAACCGUUUGGUCCCGUUGUCGACAUUAGUCUGCACUUUCGGGAGCGCGGGGAUAAUUACGGGUUCGUUACUUUUUCGUAUAAAGUGGACGCCUACGAAGCGGUGGAACACGGCAACGACGACCCGCAUUUGCCUAAAUACGAUUUGAGUUUUGGUGGCCGACGGGCAUUCUGUAAAGAGACUUACGCCGAUUUAGAUGCGGUGGACGAUGACGGGCGUUCCAAGGCCAACGAUGUUGAUUUCGAGACACUGUUGAGGGCCGUCAAGGUUCAACUGACUCGCCGUCCUUGCUCUUGACACUGGGCUACUAGUAAUUAUUUCUACCUUCUAAGCGAAAUUAUCUUUUUUCUAUUUCUUUUCUCUCUUAUCUCUCCCUCAUUUUUCAAAUAUUGUUUCCGUCAUCACACGAAAAAUCAAUCAGCGCUUCCCUCUUUAUUUUGUUGUCACCACACAAAACACAGACGGGGGGCAUAACAACCAAACAAAAAUCUUAGUGUGUAAAACGUUCGUCUUGUCCCUCCAUUUCUUUUUUUGGAAUGAUUCAGAAAACAAAUGGUUUCGUGGUUUAGUUUAGUGCAGUCACAUUAUUCAGUCCCAAAGUGCCUAUCUCUUCUUCUUUUCUUUUUCCCGCUUUACAUUUUUCAAAGCAAAAUUGACCCUUUUUGUUAUUAUUAUUUUUUUUCUUUCUCUUUCUUCUGUUGCGACGAAUGGCAACCGCGGCCAAUGGGGUAAAAUCAACUAACAUAAUUUUGAAUUUAGUUUUGGGGCUAAUUGAAUGAAAUUUAACUUGUGUGAUGUAAGAAUGUGAAAUUUGAACUUCUGGGUUGGAAAUUUGAUUUUCAAAAACGUUUGAAAAAGUAGAAGUCGGAAAUUCUUUUCUUUUGAAAACAAAACAAUUUUCAGAGGAAAAAAUUAAUACAGGUCAAAUGUGUGUGUGUGUGUGUGGGAUGAAAAUCGGGCGUCAUACAAAAUACACUCAAGGAAGUUGUUGAUCGUUUCAAAGUGUGAAGCACAAAAGAAACUUUUUCGGUUGUUUUUCUAUUGAUAACAUGGGGCGAAUGUUGCACAGAGACACAGAUACCACGCGAUUGACCCAAUUGAGAUCGUCUAGCAAAAUAGGCCCCCCUCUCUACCGUUUUCUUUCUUCUUCUUCUUUGUAAAUUUUCCCACUUUACACGUUAGAAGCAAGUGGAGCACGUGAAUCGGCUAUUAAAAAUUUUCGGUCGAGGUUUAAAUUGCGUUUCUUCUCUGCCUGGUGACCGAGUCUAGACUCUUGAGAGUAUCAAGUCAUCUUUAAUCUAAAUGGGGGCAAAUAUGUUACAAGACUCUUAUCAAUGUGUCCUCUGAUGGGGUUCUUUUUUUCUUUCUCCUUAUUUAAUAGCUGGCGGAAGUGGUUAACAAUUUCUACCGCAACGAUGUAACCUCCACCUUUUGUAGAGUGUCGUCCAAUUUGUUCCUGUUUGGAGGGGGGUGUGUUGUUAUUCUUUCGAUGGUUGUAGGCUAACCGAAAAAAGAAUAAGAAGAAGGUGGGAGUUCCCGUUGAACCCCGGUUCCGUAUUAGCAGCAAAUUGUUCAACACGAAUUUAUUCUUGCGGGUAAUUUAUCUUUGCGAGUUUAUUUUUUUUUUCCUCUUUUAGUUUAGUGGAACAUUUGUUUGUGUGUGGUGUAAACCGCCUUCUUUAACGAGCUUUGUAUUAAAAGAAAAAAAAAAAGAGAAAAUUGAAUUCAAUGGCGACCCCGUUUCGUUCAAUUUUUCCUUCUUUUUUUCGCACAAAAAGAAGUUCCGUCCAUUGACGUAACGUACCGCUAAAAGAAAAAAGAUGCGCUUGGAAUUUCUUACUCUAAUCGCUUAGCGAAAAAAUUCGAGGAAAUGUCAUUUUUCGCCUAGUGUGAAUAACCGGUUACGCAACAACUGCCGAUCGACUGCCGCAGCUUGGAAAACCAAAUUCCGAUCGCCUCAUUUAUUCAUUUUUAUUCUUGUGUAGAAAGAAACGUUCGUUCUUUCUCUACACGUGUAGAAUGCCUUCAAGGUGAAUUGCACCGAAUUAUUAUGCGCUGCGGAUGAGAUGAUGGAACUGGUCGCGGUGGUGGUGGGGGUUUUUCAAAAGUCUGGCGUGAUAACAUCACCCGCUGCCGCCAAAGGCCACGAAAAAAGGAAAAGUGAUGAGUCGGCGAGAUUUAUAGACCCGGAAUAUUUUUAUUAUUAAGAUUUACAAGAAGAAUGGAAGAAGGAGGAAGAAUUCAAUGUCAAUCAACGGUCAGGGAAGAAGAAGAAGAGGGGAACAAUAACAAAGGUACAAGCUUUACAUAGAAUCCCGAACAAAAGAAGAAGAAGCGAAAGUUUGUUGAACCCUUUCUGUGUGCAAGUUCUUUAUUUUCUCGAUACAUUUUUAUUUGAAAUCAAUUGUGGACAAGUUUUUGAUUUGCUUUGAUGGUUUUUGACGACCGAAAUGGCUGGUUAAAUUUAUUAUUCUUUUUUAUUAAAUUUCAGGUUGGCGUGAUAAUACGUAAUUUGUGGUCUUUUGAAAAAAAGUCGGUUAAGAAAAGAAAAGCGGCCAACCGAAGAAAUGUUGAACUCAUUUUUGGCUUAAUCGUCUUAUUGCUAAUCAGAAAAGAGAAAAUAAGAUUUACCGAUCACAAAAACGUCCAUCUCAAUAUGAAUUUUGUUUUUGAAAAAGGGCCAGUUUGCGGUGUGACUUUUCCUUCAACUGGAAUUAGCGGACGAAAUGUUUUUUGGCGAUGAGAAAAAUGGUUCUUUUGUUAUUUGCCCGUUCGAUGAUGUGUGGACCCGAACAACUCAAGAGAGGAAUAUCUUUUGGGUGGGAAGGCGUAUAGACACCACCACCACCACACACCUGGUGCGUGCGUGUUACUCUCUGCUCGGUCGACUAUUCUCCGGUGGGAGGAAUAGGGGAGGGUUGAAAGAAGGAGGAGGUGGGUGGGUGACUUGGGCUUGCCAAAGCCUCCAAAAGCCAAGCGUCCGAACGUUCACCUCCUCAGUCUUGGUCCAGCCACUAGCCGACUAGUCUGAGACUAUAAAACUCACCUCGCGCUCCAGCCAAUCUCAUCUUCCUCUACUUCUUCUCACUCAAAAUUCAAUUAUAUUUAAAAAACAUUUAAGUUUGUGCUGCCCAAUCAACAG
Molecule: messenger RNA, 4707 nt
Organism: Daphnia pulicaria
Lineage: Eukaryota; Metazoa; Arthropoda; Branchiopoda; Diplostraca; Daphniidae
Product: peroxisome proliferator-activated receptor gamma coactivator 1-alpha-like
Exons: 7
Coding region: 264-1862 (532 amino acids)
Biological process (GO): positive regulation of transcription by RNA polymerase II
Cellular component (GO): nucleus
Molecular function (GO): RNA binding; transcription factor binding
Source: RefSeq, a predicted model, not a curated record